GGGUGAAGAAGGAAUGCCUCGCUCCCCGCCCCGUACAGCACGCACCGCUUCUGCAGUGUAGCCUGCGAGGGGCGUCUUUCGUUGAAAGCGCAUGGCUGCACUUCGUAACAAUAGUCCCUACUGACCACAGACAGGCAAUAUUUUAGUCCGUGCAAAGUACAGAACCUGCAGUGUCGCGCGGCAACAAGUCCAUGGCCGACAAAAUCUGACUGAGGUAAAUGUUGAACGUAGCGACGUGCGUGGGCGGCGCUCUUCAGAAGACGAAGCGCACUCGACCGACCGGCUGCAAUUACCUUGGUACCUUACAGGCCCUGCGCUCCUGCCUCCUUUGGCAACUGCUUAGUUACGCCCUAGUCGCCACCCAUAACACUCUCAUCACUCCGCUUGCACCUCGCCGAGCGAAGCCCAUUCAACCAACAGGCACCUGCCGCCGCGAGGCAUUGGCCUUCCAAAUCUAGGGUCCUGGAUCUCUGCAUUGUAUACUUCGUACCUGGUCGUCGCGAACCAGGACGGAGGCGAGCAGCAAUGCUGUUGUUCCAGGCGCUGCUGGGACUUGCCAGCCUAUGCGCCACCGUCGUGGUCGCAGACGACGGCGGCAAGGAUCUUGGCUCUGUCCUCGCGGGCAACAAGAACCUUACCAAGUAUUAUGACCUCAUUAAGAAAUACCCAGACAUCUUGCUGCAGUUGCCCAGCUACCAAGGCGUCACCAUCGUUGCGCCGUCAAACAAGGCGUUUGACAACAUUCCAUACACGUCGCUCAACAGCCAGUGGGAUCCCGAGGACAAGGCAAAGACAGUGCCCCUCCUCCAGUACCACAUCCUCCAGGGCAAUGUCUCGACAAAGGACCUGGAGACGGGCCCGACUGUUGUCAAGAAGACGCUCUUGACCGACUCCAAGUACACCAACGUGACCUCGGGGCAAAACGUCCUCAUCAACAAGCAGCCCGGAGACGUUGUCGUCUUCACCACCAGCAUGGGGACGCGCUGCACCCUCGUCGAGGCGGACAUCGCCUUCCAGGGGGGCCUCAUACAGGUGGUCGACAACCUCCUCAUCCCGCCCGCACGCAUCGACAAGACGUCCGAGGCCUUCAAGGUGUCGUCGUUUCUCGGCGCGCUCUACGCCGCUAAGCUCAUGCCGGACCUCGCCUAUCGCAAGAACGUGACCAUCUUCGCCCCCCAGGACGAGGCUUUUGCCGUCGUCGGUGGCGGGCUGGAGAAGCUGGAUGCGAAGAAGCUCGCGCGUGUCAUGGGCUACCACGUCGUAGUCGACCAGGUCAUCGUCUCGUCGGCAUUCUCCAACGCCACAAAACUUCCCACCUUGGCCAGUGACGGCAGCUCCAGCGAGGCCGUCACGGUCCGCGUCGCAGGAAACAACAAAUACGUCAACUCGGCACAGAUCGUCCAGCCCGACAUUCUCAUCGCCAACGGCAUCUUGCACCUGGUGUCCGAUGUGCUCAAUCCCGACGCCAACGCCGCGGCACCGAAUCCCACCCUCGGGACGCAAGUGCCCGCCUUUCCUGUCAGCUCUGCCAAGGACGCCUUCACUUCCGCUCUGCCGUGCACCAAGGACUGCCCCGUCACAACCACGGCGGCGGGAACCGAUGCCUCAGGGGCGGCUACGGCGACGACAAGCAGCACAUCUUUCCGUUCUAGCUCGAGCAAAGGCGGGGCAACACUGGCCAAGCCCACCGGGGGCGUAAUAGGGGCAGCAGCUAUGGGACUCUUGGGAGUCGGCGCUGGAAUGGCUCCGUGGUUGUAGACCAGACGGGAAAUGGCCGUUUAUGGAUGC
Purpureocillium takamizusanense is the source of this 1788-nucleotide messenger RNA. RefSeq lists its product as uncharacterized. Gene Ontology annotation, biological process: macroautophagy. NCBI's taxonomy places the organism in Eukaryota, Fungi, Ascomycota, Sordariomycetes, Hypocreales, Ophiocordycipitaceae. The coding region runs from base 526 to 1758 and encodes 410 amino acids. The transcript is spliced from 3 exons. The record is from RefSeq and is a predicted model, not a curated record. Gene Ontology annotation, cellular component: fungal-type vacuole membrane.